This is a messenger RNA of Chroicocephalus ridibundus (black-headed gull), 7730 nucleotides long. RefSeq names its product sperm associated antigen 9 (gene SPAG9). The record is from RefSeq and is a predicted model, not a curated record. Lineage: Eukaryota; Metazoa; Chordata; Aves; Charadriiformes; Laridae. Gene Ontology annotation, cellular component: cytoplasm. The transcript has 30 exons. Bases 156 to 4124 code for a protein of 1322 amino acids. Gene Ontology annotation, molecular function: signaling receptor complex adaptor activity; JUN kinase binding; MAP kinase scaffold activity. Gene Ontology annotation, biological process: vesicle-mediated transport.
GCGGGUGAGGUCAGUGCCGUGCGCCAGCGCCGCGCUCCGUCCCCCCCUCCCGCCGCCGCCCGGCCCGGCCGCAGGCGAGGCCCCGCCGCAGAGGGAGCGCGCUCAGCCGCCGCCGCCCCGCCGGGCCCCCGCAGGGAAGGCGCUCGCCGGCAGCCAUGGAGCUGGCGGACGGCGUGGUAUACCAGGAGGACCCCGGCGGCCCCGGCCCCGCCAUGAUGUCGGAGCGGGUGUCGGGGCUGGCGGGCUCCAUCUACCGCGAGUUCGAGCGGCUCAUCGGGCGCUACGACGAGGAGGUGGUGGCCGAGCUGAUGCCGCUGGUGGUGGCCGUCCUGGAGAACCUGGACUCGGUGUGCGCCCACAGCCAGGAGACCAGCGUGGAGCUGGAGCUGCUGCGGGACGACAACGAGCAGCUCCUCACGCAGUACGAGCGGGAGAAGGCGCUGCGCAAGCAGGCCGAGGAGAAAUUCAUUGAGUUUGAAGAUUCUCAAGAACAAGAGAAAAAGGACUUGCAGACCAGAGUGGAAGCAUUAGAAUCACAAACUCGACAGCUUGAACUAAAAGCAAAAAACUAUGCUGAUCAAAUUAGCAGACUUGAGGAGAGGGAGGCAGAACUCAAGAAAGAAUACAAUGCACUUCAUUCAAGGCAUACAGAGAUGAUCCACAAUUAUAUGGAGCACUUGGAAAGAACCAAACUUCAUCAGCUAACAGGGGGUGAUCAGCUAGAAUCCACAACACACAGUAGAAUUAGAAAGGAGCGUCCGAUAUCUCUGGGCAUCUUCCCCUUACCUCCAGGAGAUGCGCUACUUACGCCUGAAACUCAGAGAGAAGCGGGGGAAACGCCUGGGUCAGAGCACUGGAAAUUCCACGAGCUGAGUCAGCCACGGUCCCACACGAGCCUGAAGGAUGAGCUCUCUGACGUUAGCCAAGCAGGCUCAAAAUCUACUACUCCAGCAUCCACAGCUCCCUCAGAUGUACCCGUGCUGCCUGCUGAAACUCCUCAAAAGGAAGAUGUUGAAGGGCUUGCAAAGGACACGGAUAUGCCGAAUGAGAAGCUGGACGUAAGCAAGAAUAUCGAAGUACAGGUAGCUCAAGAGACAAGAAAUGUGUCCACUGGUGGAAAUGAAAAUGAAGAAAAAUCUGAAGUUCAGGCAAUCAUUGAGUCAACUCCAGAGUUGGAUAUGGAUAAAGAUCUCAGUGGAUAUAAGGGUUCCAGCACUCCAACCAAAGGCAUAGAGAACAAAGCAUUUGACCGUAAUACAGAGUCGCUCUUUGAAGAGUUGUCAUCAGCUGGUUCUGGCCUAAUUGGAGAUGUGGAUGAAGGUGCAGAUUUACUGGGAAUGGGUCGUGAAGUUGAAAACCUUAUUUUGGAAAACACUCAGCUGUUGGAGACAAAAAAUGCACUGAAUGUAGUGAAGAAUGAUUUGAUAGCAAAGGUGGAUGAAUUGACCUGUGAGAAGGAUGUACUACAAGGUGAAUUAGAGGCUGUAAAACAAGCAAAACAAAAGCUUGAAGAGAAGAAUAAGGAACUGGAAGAAGAGCUGAGAAAAGCUCGUGCAGAAGCAGAGGAAGCAAGACAGAAAGCUAAAGAUGAUGAUGAUAGUGAUGUCCCCACCGCUCAGCGGAAGCGUUUUACUCGUGUUGAAAUGGCCCGUGUUCUGAUGGAAAGAAAUCAGUAUAAAGAGAGGUUGAUGGAGCUUCAGGAAGCUGUCCGAUGGACGGAGAUGAUAAGAGCAUCAAGAGAAAAUCCAGCCAUGCAAGAAAAGAAGAGAUCAAGCAUUUGGCAGUUUUUUAGCAGGCUCUUCAGUUCAUCUAGCAAUACAGCUAAGAAACCAGAACCUCCUGUCAACGUUAAAUACAAUGCUCCAACCUCGCAUAUUACUCCAUCAGUCAAGAAAAGAAGCAGCACCUUAUCUCAAUUACCUAGUGACAAAUCUAAAGCCUUUGAAUUCCUCAGUGAAGAAACCGAAGCCAGUUUAGCCUCCCGCAGAGAGCAGAAGAGGGAGCAGUACCGCCAAGUGAAAGCACACGUUCAGAAAGAGGAUGGUAGAGUGCAAGCAUUUGGCUGGAGUCUACCUCAGAAGUACAAACAGGUGGCAAAUGGUGGCCAGGUUGACAAUAAGAUGAAGAACUUGCCUGUACCUGUUUACCUGAGACCUUUAGAUGAGAAGGAUACCUCUAUGAAGCUGUGGUGUGCUGUAGGGGUAAACCUCUCAGGGGGGAAAACACGGGAUGGCGGGUCUGUGGUUGGUGCCAGUGUAUUCUACAAUGAUGUGACUGGUAUGGACGCAGACGGCAACAAGCAGCAAACAGGAUCUCAAAGUAGCUUAGAUAAACUAGACCAGGAGCUCAAGGACCAGCAGAAGGAGCUGAAACAUCAGGAAGAAUUAUCCAGUCUAGUUUGGAUCUGUACUAGCACGCAUUCUGCUACAAAAGUUAUCAUCAUUGACGCUAAUCAACCAGGAAAUAUUCUGGACAGUUUCAUUGUUUGCAAUUCUCAUGUGCUUUGUAUCGCUAGCGUACCAGGGGCAAGGGAGACAGACUAUCCUGCGGGAGAAGAAGGGUCUCAAGACGCAGAUCCCAGCCAAGUGGACAAGUCUUCUCUGUGUGGGAGCAUGACGAGCAACAGCUCUGCGGAAACCGACAGCUUGCUGGGAGGAAUAACCGUGGUCGGCUGCACUGCAGAGGGUGUCACAGGAGCACCUGUAGCUCACGAUGCAAACGGUGGCUCACCGAUGACAGAUAAACAGUCGGAUAUUGCAACUGAAAGUAAUUCAGUAGAUGAGAACAUUCCAACAGCAGAGGAGGCAACAGAAGCAACAGAAGUCAAUGCAGGGACAGGAGAAGACACAGCUGAUAUUGCACAGACUGGAGUCUACACAGAGCAUGUCUUUACAGAUCCUCUGGGAGUGCAGAAUACAACAGAGGCGUCUCCAGUGUACCACCCUAGUACUGAGUCAGAGUUAUAUAAAGACAUUGCAGUUUUGCCAAAUGAGCAAGAUCUAGUGAGAGAAGAAGCACAGAAAAUGAGUAGCCUUUUGCCGACAAUGUGGCUUGGAGCACAGAAUGGAUGCCUCUAUGUUCAUUCGUCAGUGGCCCAGUGGAGGAAAUGUGUUCAUGCCAUUAAACUUAAAGAUUCUAUUCUCAGUAUUGUACAUGUAAAAGGAAUAGUAUUAGUUGCACUAGCUGAUGGAACACUAGCAAUAUUUCACCGAGGAGUUGAUGGUCAAUGGGAUUUGACAAACUAUCACCUUUUAGACCUGGGCCGGCCACAUCAUUCGAUACGAUGCAUGACAGUGGUACAUGACAAGGUCUGGUGUGGCUACAGGAACAAAAUCUAUGUUGUUCAACCGAAGGCCAUGAAAAUAGAGAAGUCAUUUGAUGCGCACCCAAGAAGAGAAAGCCAAGUGAGACAGCUGGCAUGGGUGGGUGAUGGGGUAUGGGUGUCUAUUCGCUUGGACUCCACCCUGCGUCUCUAUCAUGCGCACACGUAUCAGCAUCUACAAGAUGUGGACAUUGAACCUUAUGUAAGCAAAAUGCUAGGUACUGGUAAACUGGGAUUCUCAUUUGUGAGAAUCACAGCUCUUAUGGUGUCUUGUAAUCGUUUAUGGGUAGGAACAGGAAAUGGUGUCAUCAUCUCCAUUCCAUUAACAGAAACUGUAAUCCUCCACCAGGGACGUUUACUGGGGCUGAGGGCUAAUAAAGCAGCAGCAGGCUCCGGAAACCGUCCAGGGAGUGUAAUACGUGUAUAUGGUGAUGAAAACAGCGACAAAGUCACUCCUGGAACAUUUAUACCGUAUUGUUCAAUGGCACAUGCGCAGCUUUGCUUCCACGGGCACCGUGAUGCUGUAAAAUUCUUUGUCGCAGUACCUGGUCAGGUUGUUUGCCCACAGAGUAGUGGUGGAACAGAGCUAACAGCUGAUAAACCGGCCCAAGAGUCCUUCAACCAGAGUCCCUUAAAAUCAAUGUUGGUGAUAAGUGGUGGAGAAGGAUAUAUUGACUUCAGAAUGGGUGAUGAGGGUGGAGAAUCUGAACUCCUUGGAGAGGCUCUUCAACUUGAACCUUCUGUAGCCAAAGCUGAGAGGAGUCACUUGAUAGUGUGGCAAGUAAUGUGUGGCGGUGAGUGAGCCUGUAGGAUGCAGCUGGAGACCUUAAAAAAGAAAAAGGAAAAAAAAAAAAAAAGAAAAAAAAAAAGCUUCUGCAUGUUUUUUUUAUUUUGUGAAACCUGUUUCACUACAUGAUGUUGAAGCAUUUCUUUGCUGUUUAACUUUAUAUUGCAAAUCUGUCAUACCUUUAACUAUACAGGAAUUAGCUUGUGCUGUUUUACUGCACCCGUGUUACAUGGAACAGUAUAAUGAAAUCAGACCUUUCUCAAAACUGGUGUGCACACCCUAUUAAGCAACUGAGACAUCAGUUUUACUGUACCACAGCAAUCUAAUGUAGUUCACUUCUUCGGUAGUCUCACUUGAGUUCAGCGUUAUUACAACUGAGCUUCAUUUCACUGUAUAAUGCAUUGAGUAAAACAGCAAAGUUAUUCCCAGAGUAUUGAAAAAUUGACAAAUUAUAAAAUGGAUUAUUAAGACUCAUCCAAAUAUUCAGUGAGGGCUAAAGCAAACUGUAAACUUCAGCUUGUGUUUUCAAACCUGGAAAAUCUUGCUUACAUAAUGUAUAUGGCUUAAUUUGUUACAUUCAUGAGAAUUUAUGGGGGGAAGAGGGGAUUGUAUAGGAAUUAAGAUGACAAUAUUUAAAUAAAAUUACAUGUUUUCACUAUUGAACCUUAAAGUUUGAGAACUGCUGCCCUCAAUAACGAGCGAUUUUGAGCAUUUUUUUGAGCAUUUCCAGAUAUGGAACAACUCGGUUUCCAAAGGUUAUUCUUAGGAUGAUUUAAAGCUGAAAAUAAUGGUAAAAUUCUUGAACAGGGGGUAUGUUUUGUUCUUUUCUUGUCUUAACUCUUUAUGUCCUAAGCACUAGAAUGAUCUUCUCUGCCUAGCUGGUCAAACUCAUGAGGCACUACAUGUGUGAAGGUUAGAGACCUUAAUUAGAGCAUGAGAAAAGACUGAGAGUGUACAGGAAAACUGCGUUCUGCCCAAGUGAGAUUGUAAAGGAACUCUAGUGCCAGAUAAUUAGGUACAAAAUGUAUUUUUCGUAAUCGCAUACCCCAAUUUAGUAAAAAAAAAUAAAAAAAUAAAAAUUUAGUGACAACGUUAGCAGGUAACACUGAGUAAAUUGAUGAAAGUCAGGAGACUCUAAUAUUAGGCUGACAUUCUGUCUACUCACCAUCUAUUUUUUUAACCAUAAAUGUGAGUUGAAGACUGUCUUCCUUUUACAUUGAAUUUCCUACAUUAGUAUCAAGCCUGAGUUAAAUGCUUCAUGAUUUCUGUACUUCAGAAUAUUUUAAAACCCAGAUGUGCUCUUUCAUUUAGUCUCUGGAAAGUAAAAGUUUUGCGGGGUUUUAAUAAACAUCCAGCAUUUACCCCCAGAAGGCUGGGACUGUUCCGUUUGGGUUAGCAGAGAAAUUUAGUGACUUGAUUAUGUGAGAGAACUGAACAGUUUCAGAGGAGUAAAUAUAGAAACACUUUUUUAAAACUGCCUAAACAUUUUUAUGCAAUAGGAGCAGUUCUGGUCUAUCAGGCAAACAUGUGUUUAUAUAUUUUCUUAAUUUUUUUAAAUGAACACAUUCAGCUGAAGUCUAUUGUGUAAAUAUAUAUUUAGGCAGCUUUUUCAAAUGCAUAUCAUAGCUGAUAAACCAGAAAAACUCCAUUCAGGUCUAUUGGUUAGAUUUAUAUGUAUAAAUACUUUUUAAGCGACAUAUUUUGUACACAGCUGUUCCUCUCGUAAAUAUGUAUUUAGGACAUGAACUAUGUAGUAAAAAUCCUUAUUAAAGAUGUCUAAUAUCUUGGUAGUAUUUUUCUCUUCAGAAUGCCAAAAGCGAUGAGAGCAUGUUGUUCAUAAUUUGCUUUCCAAAUUCAUCUUUAACGUCACUCUUAAAGUACUUCGGCUUAAAUAUAAAGCCUAGGAGCUUUUGAAAAAAAUACAAAUUCGGAAAGUAAACUGGCUAAACACUCUUGGAAAGACUGAUUUGAAACUUACAGACGCGUAUGCUGAACCUGAAGCACAUCUGAAUUAACUUAGGAAAUUGGAUGUCUAAGAAAAAUGCUGUCUAAACUUUUACUGUUGUGCAGAACCUUCACUGUGAGUGGUGCAGUUCCGUUGCUUUUCCUGCCAUUUUCUUAAAUUUCCUUUUUUUUUUUUUUCCCCCCCCCUCUUUGGAAAACACAGUCUCCAAAGCUUUUACUCACUGGUUGAUUGUCACAUUCUCAUGUUCUCAGAAAAAAAGAAAAAAGCGCACAAUUCUGUUCCUUGGUUCUUGUAUAGCAUUUUAUUUGUAACUAGUGAUGAGCCGUUUUCUCUGGACGGCGUUCCCGCUCUCUAAUGGAGCGGUUCAAGCUGGCAAGUGUGUACCUGGUCUUUUGCCAAAUGUAUCUGGUCCACCGUGCCAUUUUAGUCACCUCAGUGGGCCAACUCUUGCAAAUCUUUCAGAGAAUGAUUGUUUCUGUCCAAAAGUGGAAGGGUUUUAAAGAAAACAAUAGGUUAACUAUGUACCACUGUGGGUGUAGAUAAAAGGCAUGUGCACUUCUCUGUAUUUCUCAUUUAAAAACUUUAUCCCCUGUCCUAAGGUACAGUAGGUUCGAUGGGUCCCUAUUGUCAUCGCAGCGCGCCGGGAUUUAUAAACUCUACUUGAGGUCGCUUUGAAGGGUAACAAAGCAGGUAAAAAACCCCGGCACCGAGAUGACGAUACGCUCCUCCAAAUCCGCCUCGAGAAUGCGUUUAUGCAGACACUCAUGUGAUUAAAGCAUCAUAUAAAUAGGAGCUAAUCUCUUGAUAGCUACAGCUUGUUAAUAGUUUGGAAACAUUUCGAGCACAAAAUAUGCAGCACAUGACUUGCCUGGGUAAGGGUGUUUGCAUGGUAAAGGUGAAACGCGUCGUAGAAGCUGCUGCAUCGUCCGUUUCUUGUAAAGGUCUUCCUGCGUUGGAUCAGAUAGAGCUGGCAGAGCGUAGACACUUUAUCAUAGGCUGCCUUAGUAACAAACAAAUGUUAAAUCUGUUUUAUUAUACUAACUGUUCUAAAGAACGUGUGUCUUUUAAAAUGCUGUGUAACUGAAUAUUUAUUUCCAUGUGAGUAUUAUAAAAGUUACCAAAGGAUUAAACCUGACUUAGCACUCUUGUAAGUGACCCUGUUGAGGUGGGGUCUUGUGAAGGCCCUGCUCUGUAAAACCAGACAUGGUAAACUCAAAUACAGUUCUUUAGGGAAAUUAAAUGUUUUUUCUAACAGGGUCAUGCCAUAUUGUAACAACCUAUGUUGCACCUCAGAGCAUUUUUCUAUACACUAAAUGUCUCUCCCGCCCUCUAACAAGAUUAAGUUUCCUUUAUUAAUUUUGUUGAUGCACAUUUCUCAAUCUUUUAAACAUAUAUUUUAAACAUUUUAUGGUCUGUAAUUUUUGAAAGUUUUGUCUGUUGGACACUUUACGCUGAAUUUUACUUGCCUCUGUAAUCCGAGAUGGAUACUACAGCGUUAAACUUGCUGUCUGUUAAAACUUGAGGCUUCUUUUCUGUGAGCAGAAAAGCUCAUAUAGCAGUGUAGUUAUUUCAGUAUUUAUUUCUAUUAUUGAAUCCAUGGGGUUCAGAAUGUAACUUUGUACAUGAAAUAUAUAUAAAUAUGUAUAUGAAACAUG